Molecule: messenger RNA, 1224 nt
Organism: Funneliformis geosporum
Lineage: Eukaryota; Fungi; Glomeromycota; Glomeromycetes; Glomerales; Glomeraceae
Source: the annotation of a GenBank genome assembly
AUGGGUGUCGUAUUCUCACGCUUUCGGUCCCAAAACGAGGAUAAUUUUGAGAAAAUUCUUUCAGAGAUUGACGAUAAGAUUAGUCGAGCCGAAGUUCGAUUACGCGAAAUAAGAAUACGUGAACGUAGUGCAUUGAUAAUUUGGAUCGUUUAUUCUAUGUUAGCCUACGUUGCAUAUGUGGCAGGUUAUUGGUAUUUUGUUUAUAUGUCUAUUGAAGAAGAAGGUUGGGAUUUUAUGAAGAUUGCACCAGUUUUUACUGGUCCCUUUUUAAUAGUGAUUGGAUAUAGAUUUUUAGCUUUAUGGUAUAAAAGAAAAGAAACCAACGAAAUAUCUCAACUCGAACACCUUAGAGCUAAACAAAGACAAAAGGUAGAGGAGUUGAAAAAUAAACACAAUUAUUACUCAACCAAAGAUUUAGUGGAACGCUAUGAUUUCCCUAAGGGACCAAAGGGACCACCACAAGUAAAUCAACAAAAUCAACCAAUUCAAAAUGGAACUGCACGUCCUAGGCAACCUAUAAAUCCUAAUAAUCCCAAUCUUCGUCAAAGAAAUGUUCCAAAUCUUCAAGCGCCAGGGGUUAAUAGUAUUAAUGGAGAUCAAAGAAAUAACAAUGCAUCAAACGUAGGGAGCGGAGGAGCUCAUGGUGGUAAUGCAUCACCACAAACCAAAUAUGAUCCGAACAGUCCAAAUUCAAUUUCACCUAUUCAAAAACGAUGGUUUGAUAAAUUGGUGGAUGUAAUUGUUGGGGAUGAUGAACAAAAAUAUGCAUUAAUUUGUCAAAAUUGUUUUACAUGGAAUGGUUUAGCUUAUCCCGCAGAUUUUGAAGAUGUUCAAUAUUAUUGUAAAAAAUGCAAUCAUUUUAAUUCAUCUCGACGAAGUCAACUUAGCGGAACAUCUUUAAGCGUGUCACCCAGUCUCACAAACGGUAAUAAUAGUAACGAUAGUAAUGAAAAUCAUCUUAACAUCACUAAUAGUCACUUCAAUAAGUCAAAUGGUCCAUCUCAACUAGGUGAUCCUUUAACUCCGCGAAGAGGACGUUCAACCACACCAAGACCCAUGAUAAGACUUUGGCUUCUCGAUCCAACAGUAGGAAGGGAAGGAACAGUCGAAGUCAAAAUAGGAUUGGAGAUAAUCGCCAUGGAAAUAAUGAAGAUGUUAAACCAUACUCCAUCAGUGAUGAUGAAAGCGUUUCUCGUGAAGAAUAAACUUUUAUUCUCUAAUUGA